GGGGCUGCCUCUUCCCCUCCAGCUUCAUCUAUACGCUUCCUUUGCAUGCCUAUUGACAAUUACUUUACAGGUUAACGUUGAGUUGACCUCAUCCAGAAUCAAGAAGGAUAUAUUCUAGUUGCAUUGAAGGAAGCAGCCCGUUUGAUGUUCUGCAUGCGGCAUAAGUUCUCCUUUCUUGCGUGCUACUGAAGGCGGACUGAAUCUCUAAUUAAAAGAGAUACACUGAAACUCUAUCAAAAGCAAUUCCAAGGACCAUCAGGCCUACCAUGCCUCCAUCAUUCCUAGGCCUUGAGGGUCUUCACGUCUUCGUCGCUGGUGCCGCAGGAGAUAUCGGUAGGCGAGCGGUGCAGGAAUUCCUAGACCAAGGAUGCAAAGUCACGGCGUUUGAUCUUCACAAUGUGGAAAUCCCCGAAGCAAACAGAAACGAUGUGCAUCCUAGACUUCACAUCCUCAAGGGCGAUGAUACAAAAGAGGAAUCCAUUCAAUCAUGCAUUUCCCAAGCCAGCCAACGCCUCGGCCCCAUCAGUGUCCUCGUUGUCAAUUCCAUAACCAGUGGACAAGGAAAUGACCUCCCCAUUUGGGAUCUUGCACUGGACACCUGGGAGAGAACGUCCCGUGCCAAUCUACGGGGAACCUUCCUCACGAUCAAGCACUUCUUGCGAGCUGCACAAACAGCCCAGCAGUCUGCCGGCAAGCAGCUAGAAAACCUUGCUAUUGUUGUGGCAGGAGGCGAGACACCUGUACAGGCUAAAUUGUACACUGAGUUGGCCCAGAGGGUGAAGAACGAUAUAGUCCGUCUCAACAGCCAGGCGAGAAUCAACAUCAUUGCCCCGGUUGAACCCGCAGCAGGGACACAAGCAGACUCAAUUCCCCGAACUAUAGCGUUCCUAUCCUCCCACCGCGCGGCCGGACACCUUACAGGCCAAUGCCUCAACCUGAGUAACAAUACGCAAAGCGAAUCUACCUCAACCAGCCUUACCCCGUCCAUCCCCAGAUCCCUCACCAGAGUCAGCAAAAAAAUCCGCGUCGCCAUAAGCAUCGACCUUGACGCCGUCUCCGGCUGGCUCGGCACCGGCAAAAGCCCAGACAACAUCCUAGCCGACUACUCAGCGGGCUUCUUCGGCGCGAAAGUCGGCGUUCCGCGUCUUCUGAACAUGCUCAAGAAGCUCAAUCUCGCAGACCGGUGCACGUGGUUUGUCCCGGGCCACUCUGCCGAGAGUUUCCCGGACGAAGUACAACAAGUAGUCGACUCCGGCUGCGAAAUAGCACUGCACGGCUACGCCCACGAAGGUGCCUACCAAAUGACGCCGGAACAAGAGCGCGACGUCCUAGUCAAGUGCAUCGAGAUUGCCAAGAAACUCACGGGAAAGAAACCAGUUGGCUAUCGAGCUCCCCUAUACCAGCUCCGUGAAUCAACUCUAGAUCUAUUGGAAGAAUUCGGCUUCGAAUAUGACUCCUCCAUUACCGAGCACGACAGCUACCCCAUCUUCGCCCCCCGCCGCCCAGCCAUCGAACCCAUCGACUUUUCCAAGCCCGCCGCAAGCUGGAUGAAGCCCCUCCCAGCUUCCUCAGACCGACGCCCUCUCGUUUGUGUCCCUUGCAACUGGUACAUGGAAGACAUGACGCCAAUGCAGUUUCUUCCUCAUGUACCGAACUCACAUGGCUACACGGACGCGCGGGUCAUGGAGAAUAUGUGGAAAGAUCGAUUCCUGUGGAUCAGAGAGAACGAGGAGGAGCCGCUGUUCCCUAUUCUCAUGCAUCCGGAUACGAGUGGCAUGGUGCAUGUGAUCGGGAUGCAGGAACGGUUUUUGAAUUGGUUGAAGAGCUGGGGGGAUGAGGUGGAGUUUUGUCAAACGGUGGAGGUGGCCAAGUGGUUUAGGGAGAAGGAGAUGGGGAAAUCUGCCUAGGUAAUAAGUGAUGAGACCUGGUUUGACUUAUGAGCUCGGAAACUAGUAGCAUUGCGCUGGUACUCUACUCAGAUACUAAAAAAGGGUUUGUUCAUUUGCUUACGUCUACAUACUAUAAAGAGUAGAAUAUUGGAGUGAUUAGUUUAUUUAAGACAUGAGAAUGUGACAUUCAGUCCAAUCUAUCAUAAUUACUAUACACACAAGUGCAAAGAAAAAUGUGCAUGCAUGUAUGCC
Molecule: messenger RNA, 2141 nt
Organism: Aspergillus piperis CBS 112811
Lineage: Eukaryota; Fungi; Ascomycota; Eurotiomycetes; Eurotiales; Aspergillaceae
Product: polysaccharide deacetylase family protein
Exons: 4
Coding region: 267-1907 (546 amino acids)
Biological process (GO): carbohydrate metabolic process
Molecular function (GO): hydrolase activity, acting on carbon-nitrogen (but not peptide) bonds
Source: RefSeq, a predicted model, not a curated record